UUGUUGGUGGUGACAUGAAAACAUUGUUGUUGCUGCUGGAGGCUGCGGAGGCAGGCAGGGUCUGAAGCUCCAGCGGUGUCCGUCGAAGUGAACACUGUACAUUUAUUUUGUUGUUUUUGACUUUGAGGAGAAGCUGCUGGUCGCGCGGGAAGCGGUCAUGUCGGUGAACAUGGACGAGCUGAGACACCAAGUCAUGAUCAACCAGUUUGUUUUGACGGCUGGCUGCGCCGCGGAUCAGGCGAAGCAGCUCCUACAAGCGGCCCACUGGCAGUUUGAGACGGCCUUAAGCUCCUUCUUCCAGGAGGCCAACAUCCCCAGUCACCACCACCAGAUGAUGUGCACCCCCAGAAACACUCCCGCCACGCCGCCGAACUUCCCAGAGGCCAUGACCAUGUUCUCCAAGCUUCGGGCGUCCGAGUGCGGCUCCGGCACCGGCCCCUCCCAGGUGUCCAUGGCCUGCUCGCCCCCGGCGCCCUCCUCCACGUCGGGUUUCGGCUCCUUCUGGGCCUCCUCGCCGCCCAGCCACCAGCCGGCCUGGCUGCCCCCGUCGUCGCCCACCGGCCACCACAUGCACCACCACCACUACCACCACCACCACCACAUGCAACAGACUCCCAUGUGGCCCCCCGUCUCUCAGCCCAGCGGCUCCCAGCAGCCCCCCGUCGUUUCAGCGCUCCACGGCCAGAGAUGAAGGCGAGAGCGGCGGG
Micropterus dolomieu (smallmouth bass) is the source of this 707-nucleotide messenger RNA. It is a transcript of the gene ubald2, whose product is annotated as UBA-like domain containing 2. Bases 158 to 691 code for a protein of 177 amino acids. The transcript has 3 exons. Gene Ontology annotation, molecular function: protein binding. The record is from RefSeq and is a predicted model, not a curated record. NCBI's taxonomy places the organism in Eukaryota, Metazoa, Chordata, Actinopteri, Centrarchiformes, Centrarchidae.